This is a messenger RNA of Patiria miniata (bat star), 1475 nucleotides long. RefSeq names its product UDP-D-xylose:L-fucose alpha-1,3-D-xylosyltransferase 3-like. Bases 177 to 1160 code for a protein of 327 amino acids. Gene Ontology annotation, cellular component: Golgi apparatus. The transcript has 2 exons. The record is from RefSeq and is a predicted model, not a curated record. NCBI's taxonomy places the organism in Eukaryota, Metazoa, Echinodermata, Asteroidea, Valvatida, Asterinidae. Gene Ontology annotation, molecular function: glycosyltransferase activity.
AGACUGGUCUGCUUAACAAUAGUCAGCCAUGCAUGAACGGGAACAAAAACUUCAACGCUCGUCAAUCGCAGGCGCAGUUCAGGGUAUUACACGGCCAAACCAGAGUGGCAGAUAGAGUGUACAUAUCUGUCUUAUAUUUCAUGUCACUUGUUAGUAGAUUGACGAUAGAGUGAACCAUGUCCUUUAAGAGGUCACAUACCUUCGCCUUUACCUUAGUGUCCGGUUGCUGCUUGCUGGUGUAUGUUGUUUUCUAUCUCGAGCUGAUGGGCAAUCACAGGGAGCUAAACGACAUAGAAGGCUUGAGCUUACGCAGCAGGUUGACCGUUCCCAGACCUGCUGCUGGCGUUAGUGCAUCGUUGGCGGGGCACGCGGUGAUACCGAGCAGCAACAACUCAUGGUCUGCAAACAGUGCAUGCACCCAGGCCGACAUUGAGAGACGAUCGGCCACAGUCGUGCUAACCACGACCAACGCUGGCUACCUGGACGUGACGGAAAACAUGCUGGAGAGCAUCAAGCGGACACGGGCCUGCCCCAACAUCACGGUCAUUGCCGAAGAUGAGCCGUCUUAUCAACGCCUGACCCAGAGAAUCCAAUCCCAACCGGGACUCCACGUCCAGAGAUCACCCUUAGUUGCCACUGUAUGGAAGAGCACAAAGCUGCACUCGCGAGACUUCAAUCGACUUGUACGUCGUCGCCCGCAGUACAUUCUUAACCUCCUCAAGAAAGGCUACGAUGUCCUCUUCCUCGACUCAGAUAACGUUUGGUUUAAAGACCCAUUCAAGGACUUUCAAGAGAGCUUUGAUAUCGCUAUGCACAACCAGCAAGUAAACAUAGCAGAGUUCUGUGUUGGUUUUGCCUACUACCGACCAACGGAGAAUACUUUACGUCUUGUUACGGAAUGGUUGCGUUUGUUGGACAAGAAAAAACACCCAAAAACCGGUGAACAAACAACCAUGAACAAGUUAAUCUCGAGGAAGCUAAUCCCGAAGCUGAAAAUAAAGACACUUAAUGAGACCAACUACCCGGAUGGGAAGAAGUAUUUUCGACAAGCGGGUUGGAGAGAGGCGCACAGUGACACGACCGUUUUGCAUCUGAGUUUCAUUUUCGGCCACGAUGCGAAAGUGGCGAAAUUGAAAGAAUUCGGUUUUUGGUUCAUAUGAACGCACGGUUAUGUACAUAUUUUGUGUCUAAUUGUCCAUAAGUGAAAAGGUAUUGAAACUUAAUUAACUUUUCCCAUAGAAUUAAUGUACCACAUGGGACUUUUUCACCAUGGGGUUUUCCCAUGGCUUGUUUCAGAAUAUAUACCUUAUUAUAUUUUCCCAGUACCUUUCCAUAACAGCAACCAAUAUCUGCAGUGUGGUUUUAUCCCAUGUCGACCGACCACCGUUGGAAAAACCUAGCUAUUGUUCAACUACUGCUCCAAAUUUACAAUUUUUUCAGUCCACAUUUUGUUUGCUAUUGGUUACAUGUUCAUG